GUAGAUGAUGGCAAGAUCUUUCAUGGGAGUGGAGUGGGGGACCCCUUUGGGCCCCGCUGCUACAAGGGAGACAUCAUGGGCUGUGGAAUCAUGUUUCCCCGUGAUUAUAUCCUUGACAGCGAAGGUGACAGCGAUGACAGCUGUGAUACAGUGGCUAUCAGGGCCAAGCCCCGGGGUGUGAGGAAUGUCCUGUACUUGAACCAGGAAGCAGAGGAAGAGGAGGAUGAAGAGGAAGACGGUGAAGACAUGGAACAAGAGCAUGAAGGCAAGAAGGUGGUGGUGUUCUUCACACGCAACGGAAAGAUUAUAGGCAAGAAGGAUGCCGUGGUGCCAUGUGGGGGCUUCUUUCCCACCAUCGGGAUGCUGAGCAGUGGGGAGAAAGUCAAGGUGGAUUUGCACCCGCUCAGCGGCUGAGGACUUGAGGGGGGGUGUGAGGGAACCCCCGUCUCUUUUGUUUUGCCAUUCCUCGAGGCUGCCUGAUUUGUUUGGGAUGUUCUUCAUUGCACUCCUAGCCUCUGCCUCCAGGGGGCGGCAUUUUUUUUGUCUGUUGGGCCAUAUAGAUGUCUGUAUCUAAUACUACCUGAGCCACUAACCUGUUUCUCUAUUGCCCAGUCACAGAGGCCAAUGGAUCGUGCCAGAUGCUGAAAAAAUUCUGGGCCUCUUUGCUUUCAGCAUGGCCGGGAGUCACGUGCUGGGGGCGGAGGCUUCCCAUUCCCCCUGGCCUGCCACAGAGAGCAGUUCCGACUUUUGCAUGUGGCCUGUCGCUCCUUGUCCUUUGGAAGCAAGGCUGAGCUUGGAGGGACCCAGGGUGCCGGCUGCCGAGCAUUAGUUCAGUCGCUGAUGGAGCGGCGUUGGGACUCCUCCUCACUGCUAUGGACCUUGUAUUACAAUCUAAGUGGCCAGAGCAGUGCCCCCCCCCCCAGCCCCCCAAAAGCCAUGUGUUCUCUCCACCCUCCUCCUUCCCCAUCCAUUGCAGUGCUGUGAUUUCCUCUCAAGAGUGUUUUUCUGGUUCUUAUACUUAUUCCUUGUAGUGCCCCCCCUUUUUUUGGACUCCAUCUUUCCCCAGGAGAAGGGGGGGAAGAAAUGAACAGUAGGUGCCUUGUGGAAUCUGGAUUGUCAUCUCCCCGUGGGGUAGUCUGAGACGUGCACUAUCCGAUCUACCCGUAACCCUCGAACCGACUUUUGAAGGCAAGCCUGUUAAGCCGAGAUCACUUCUGCCUCCCUGGAGGGGAGGAGGUGGCCCCUGCCCGUUUCCCUUUCCUGAAGCAUGGGGGAGGGAGGGGGGGGUUCCUGUCAUUGCAUUGUGUAGGUGCGGGGUCGUGCUGCCCCUUGGAAGACGGGAUAUCUUCCUUGGGUCUGAUGCUGCUGUAUAUCCCUCUUUUGUUGCUGCUUGUCCUUGCGAUUCAACUCUGUUGAUUUCUUGCGUGGGUGGGUUGGGGGAGGGCGAUGAAUGCAUUGUGCCCUGCCAUUGAAUAUAUCAUUUGCCUUCUGUUU
Sphaerodactylus townsendi is the source of this 1494-nucleotide messenger RNA. RefSeq names its product SPRY domain-containing protein 3-like. The record is from RefSeq and is a predicted model, not a curated record. The coding region runs from base 76 to 414 and encodes 112 amino acids. The transcript is spliced from 3 exons. NCBI's taxonomy places the organism in Eukaryota, Metazoa, Chordata, Lepidosauria, Squamata, Sphaerodactylidae.